GACAAACCAGGAAACAGCUUCUCAUUCGUCCUCACUACAGAGACACAGAGUGAAAAACAGACGAUCAGAUUCACCUUCAGACCAAACUAACAACUUCCUCUGACUGAGUUCAGCUACAGGAGAGAAAAGUGGAAAACUACAACACUGCUGCUUCAACCUGCUGACGCUCCACACACUGAAGCUUCAGAGACAAAAUGGCUUCCAGAUCAGAGGAGGAUCUCUGCUGUCCGGUCUGUCAGGAGGUCUUCAGAGAUCCUGUUGUUCUGUCAUGUAGCCACAGCUUCGGUAAAGUCUGUCUGAAGAGCCGGUGGAGAGAAAAACAAGCACCUGAGUGUCCAGUUUGUAAGAGAAGAUCUUCAAAGUCAGAACCACCUUGUAACCUGGCGUUAAAGAACCUGUGUGAGGCCUUCUUACAGGAGAGAGAUCAGAGAGCUUCAGAGGCUCUCUGCAGUCUGCACUCUGAGAAACUCAAACUCUUCUGUCUGGACCAUCAGCAGCCAGUGUGUCUCGUCUGCAGAGAUUCAGAAAAACACAGCAACCACAGAUUCAGACCCAUCGAUGAAGCUGCACGACAACACAAGAAGGAACUUCAGGAAACUCUGGAGCCCUUAAAGGAGAAGUUAAAGGUUUGUGAACAAGUUAAAGAGGAGUUUGAUCAAACAGCAGAACACAUGAAGGUCCAGGCCCGACACACAGAGAGGCAGAUUAAGGAGCAGUUUAAGAAGCUUCAGCAGUUUCUAGAGGAGGAAGAGGUGGCCAGGAUGGCUGCACUGAGGGAGGAAGAGGAGCAGAAGAGUCAGAUGAUGAAGGAGAAGAUGGAGGCUCUGAGCAGAGAGAUAGCAGCUCUUUCAGACACAGUCAGAGCCACAGAGGAGGAGCUGAGAGCUGAAGACGUCUCAUUCCUGCUCAACUACAAGGCUGCAGUGGAAAGAGUCCAGCAGCGCCCCCUGCUGGAUGAUCCACAGCUGCCCUCAGGAGCUCUGAUAGACCAGGCCAAACACCUGGGCAACCUGACCUUCAACAUCUGGAACAAGAUGAAGGACAUGGUCUCCUACACUCCUCUCAUUCUGGACCCAAACACUGCAAAUCCAUAUCUCAUCCUGUCUGAAGAUCUGACCAGUGUGAGACGAGGAGAGAGACAGCAGCUUCCUGACAAUCCAGAGAGGUUUGAUGGUUUUUGCUCUGUCCUGGGCUCUGAGGGCUUUAACUCAGGGACUCACAACUGGGAUGUCGAGGUUGGAGACAGUACAUACUGGACACUGGGUGUGUUAGCAGAGUCUGUUCAGAGGAAGGGACUCAUAUGGUCUGGAUUAUGGACAAUAAGGUUCUUUGAAGGUAAAUACUCAGCAUGGUCACCACCAGCUCCAUCCACUGUUCUCAGAGUUCAGAAGAAGCCCCAGAGGAUCAGAGUGAAUCUGGACUGGAACAGAGGAAAGCUGUCGUUCUCUGAUCCUGAUACUAACACACACAUACACACCUUCACACACACUUUCACUGAGAGGAUGUUUCCAUACAUUAACACUGAGGAUGAAGUGAAGCUGUCAGCAGUGAAGGUCUGUGUGACAGUGGAACAGAGCAGUUAGAGAUAAAGAGGAUGAUUAUAUUCAUGAUGUUGUUGAUUUCUUAAAGGGAAAAGUCUCUGAAUUUAACCUGUUAAGCUGCACCUGUCCUCCUGCUGUCUCAUUAUUCCAAACAUAUCUUUAUUUUAUUGUUUCUAUUUUCUUUUUCUUGUUAUUUAGUUUGACAAUCAUCGUUCACUGAGUUUCUUUAUGUCUGUUUCUUUUUUAUCCACACUGUGUCGUUUUAAAUAGUUGUUCGUGUUUUAUUAUUUAGACUUGUGUGUGUGGAGCCAUGAAGACCAGCAGCCACUUUGUGGAAGCUGAUGAGGAUUGAAAUAAAGAAGUUUGUUUGAGCGGCCAA
Molecule: messenger RNA, 1920 nt
Organism: Micropterus dolomieu (smallmouth bass)
Lineage: Eukaryota; Metazoa; Chordata; Actinopteri; Centrarchiformes; Centrarchidae
Product: nuclear factor 7, brain-like
Exons: 3
Coding region: 195-1583 (462 amino acids)
Molecular function (GO): protein binding; zinc ion binding
Source: RefSeq, a predicted model, not a curated record